AUGUGGAGAAGAAUCGUUUCCUCUCAUUUGAAAACCCUAGCCGCCGCUGCUUCGCCUCGUCGAUCGGUAGCAGCCACCGCGAGACCCGUUGGCUUCUAUCUCUCAGCCAAUCGAUCAGCCAUAUCUGCUUCUUCUUUCGUUAUCCCUCGCCAUUUCAGCUCCGAGUCAGUAGAGACCCCAGCGAAGAAGAAGGUGGAGGAUGUAAUGCCCAUUGCUACUGGACAUGAGAAGGAGGAGCUUGAAGCUGAAUUGGAGGGGAGGAGGCUGCUUGACAUUGACUUCCCUGAAGGUCCUUUUGGAACAAAGGAAGCUCCUGCUAUUGUGAAGUCAUACUAUGACAAGCGAAUUGUGGGAUGCCCUGGUGGUGAAGGUGAGGACGAGCAUGAUGUUGUGUGGUUCUGGCUGGAGAAAGGAAAGUCUUUUGAAUGCCCGGUUUGCACCCAGUACUUUGAGCUGGAAGUGGUUGGUCCUGGUGGGCCUCCGGAUGGUCACGGUGAUGAAGAUGAGCACCACCACUGA
This is a messenger RNA of Arabis nemorensis, 519 nucleotides long. The record is from the annotation of a GenBank genome assembly. NCBI's taxonomy places the organism in Eukaryota, Viridiplantae, Streptophyta, Magnoliopsida, Brassicales, Brassicaceae.